AUGCCAAAGUUAGAAGAGAUUGAUGAUUAUAAUGAUAUUGAUAAUUUGGAGAUGGAUUUAGCCGAGCUAGAUCCUACUUUGAAGACUCCAAUUGCUCCAAAGAUUGUUCCAACAGUAGUGAGAAGCCAAGAUGAAGAAGAAGAAAGGUUCAAGCAGCAACAUCAGCAACAACAGGAACUAUCCAGAGAUGUUGAGAAGAUUAAUUUUAUUAACCCUCAGACUGGUAAGAUUGAAGGCACCACGACUAUGAGUAGAAAAGAAAUGGAAGAGAUUAAAGGGUUCCAGGUUCUGUAUCCCUGUUAUUUUGAUAAGAAUAGAUCACAUAAAGAAGGUAGAAGAGUUCCAAAGGCUCUUGCAGUUGAAAAUCCUUUGGCAAAGACUUUAGCUGAUGCAGUUCGUGAUUUAGGGUUACUAUGUAUAUUUGAAGGUGAGAAGUGUCAUCCUCAAGAUUUUGGUAAUCCUGGUAGAGUUCGUGUUCUAUUAAAGGAAAAUGGCGAACUAGUCUCUUCUGCUAAUCAAUUCAAAGGUGGUAAAAGACAAUUGAUGAAAAAAAUAUCUGAAUUCUUACAAAAAAAUCCUACUACUAUUGAAAAAUUAAGAGAAAUUCCAUAUGGCUCAGAUUUUGAUAACAUUGAAUUCAAGAGAAUUCCAAAAGUCAAAGGGUUCAAGAUGAAUGAUAUCGUACCGUUACACAGUCCAUAUUUAAUGGGACAUCCAAUGUGUAAAUCGAUCUAUGAAGCACCACCAGCGCCAGUAGCUGGUAAUGAUAAACCAAUGAAAUUACCAAAGAACAAAUACAAAGUCAUUAGAAGGUGA
Molecule: messenger RNA, 816 nt
Organism: Vanderwaltozyma polyspora DSM 70294
Lineage: Eukaryota; Fungi; Ascomycota; Saccharomycetes; Saccharomycetales; Saccharomycetaceae
Gene: SEC65
Product: RNA-binding signal recognition particle subunit SEC65
Exons: 1
Coding region: 1-816 (271 amino acids)
Biological process (GO): SRP-dependent cotranslational protein targeting to membrane; SRP-dependent cotranslational protein targeting to membrane, signal sequence recognition
Cellular component (GO): signal recognition particle, endoplasmic reticulum targeting
Molecular function (GO): 7S RNA binding
Source: RefSeq, a predicted model, not a curated record